Molecule: messenger RNA, 3444 nt
Organism: Lemur catta (Ring-tailed lemur)
Lineage: Eukaryota; Metazoa; Chordata; Mammalia; Primates; Lemuridae
Gene: CRACR2A
Product: calcium release activated channel regulator 2A
Exons: 19
Coding region: 294-2459 (721 amino acids)
Molecular function (GO): GTP binding; GTPase activity; calcium ion binding
Source: RefSeq, a predicted model, not a curated record
GCGGCGAGAGCGGCCCAGGGAAGGCGACGCCCAAGGUCAUGCCUUGACCACGGCUGCCCUUCAGGAGGCUGGCACAGGGCCACAGCCAGGUCAUCAGGCUGCUUGUCAAGGGUGUGGCAGUCGCAACCUGCCACUCUUCCUCCGUGAGCCCGGCCUGAGCGUCCACCAGGCGCUUCGUUCGUGAGGGACCCUGAGCCCUGGGCAAGCCCGACGCAGAGCCCUGGGAUCCAGAGGGAGCUCCAGGAGGAGUCAAUCAAGGUUCUGCGAAGACUUGAGGAAACUGACAAAUCCAGAUGGCUACCCCUGAUGGGAGGGUGUCCUCCAGACCCCAGACCCAGAGACCUGGCCUGGGGCCCCUGGACAGCCUGGAGCAGAAAGAAACCCGAGAGCAGGCGUCAGCCCACCUGGCCAUGCUGAGGAAGGCACAGGAAUUCUUCCAGACCUGUGAUGCAGAGGGCAAGGGCUUCAUCGCCAGGAAGGAUAUGCAGAGGCUUCAUCAGGAGCUGCCGCUCAGCCUGGAAGAACUGGAGGACGUGUUUGAUGCCCUGGAUGCUGAUGGCAAUGGCUUUUUGACCCCAGAGGAGUUCACUACUGGAUUUAGUCACUUCUUCUUCAGCCAGAAUGACCCAGGUCAGGAGGAUGCGGCCGAGCAGGUGGCCCGGUGCCGGGGAGAGCAGGUGUACCAGUCCAGAGGGGAGGAGGACCUGGGAGACACGGACGAAGACGAGGAAGCCCAGUUCCAGAUGCUCAUGGACAGACUGGGAGCCCAAAAGGUUUUGGAAGAUGAGAGCGACGUCAAGCAGCUCUGGCUGCAGCUGAAGAAAGACAAACCUCACUUACUGUCCAGCUUUGAAGAUUUCCUGACUGGAAUCUUCUCCCAGCUCCAGGAAGCCCACGAGGAGAAGAAUGAAUUGGAGUGUGCCCUAAAAAAGAAAAUUGCUGCUUAUGAUGAAGAAAUCCAGCAUCUGUAUGAGGAGAUGGAGCAACAGAUCAAAGGCGAGAAGGAGCAGUUUCUCCUGAAGGACACGGAGAGGUUUCGGGCCCGCAGUCAGGAGCUGGAACAGAAACUGUUGUCUAAGGAGCAGGAGCUGGAGCAGCUCACGCAGAAGCAGAAAAGGCUGGAAGGCCAGUGCACGGCCCUGCACAGUGACAAGCAUGAAACCAAGGCUGAGAACACCAAGCUGAAGCUCACUAACCAGGAGCUGGCCCGCGAGCUGGAGCGGACGUCGCGGGAGCUGCAGGAGGCUCAGGAGCAGCUGGACAGCCUCCAGCAGGAGGCCUGCAGACUCCACCAGGAGAAGGAGACGGAAGUGUACCGCGUGACGGAGAGCCUGCAGCGGGAGAAGGCCGGGCUCCUGAAGCAGCUGGACUUCCUCAGGGAAAGGAACAAGCACCUUCGGGAUGAACGGGACAUGUGUUUUCAGAAAGAUACGGCAGCCAAGGCAAACACAGCUGCUUCCAAGGCAAGCUGGAAAAGGAGAUCUGGCUCUGUGAUAGGCAAAUAUGUGGACGGCAGAGGGAUUCUUAGAAGCCAGUCAGAGGAGGAGGAGGACGUGUUUGGCAUUCCGAGGAGGAGAAGCUCCCUGGGCCUGAGUGGAUAUCCUCUGACAGAAGAGGAGCCAGGGACUGCCGAGCUAGGGGCUGGGGGCCCGCACCCCCGGGCACUCCGCAGAAUCAUCUCCAUUGAAGAAGACCCCCUGCCCCAGCUCCUGGAUAGUGGCUUCAAGCAGCCACUGGGCAAAUGCCCAGAAGAGGAGGUGGUCUCCGACCAGAGGGCAGAAAGACACUUCCAGGAGGUCCCACCCUUGAAACUCACUCCCGUAUCCCCCCGAGGGCAGCCCGUCGGGAAAGAAGCCCUAUCUAAGAAGGAGAGCUCUCCCUCCACCCCUGACCGGCUCUUCAAGGUCGUGUUUGUUGGCAAUUCUGCGGUGGGGAAGACGUCCUUCCUGAGGAGGUUCUGUGAGGACCGGUUCUCCCCUGGCAUGGCAGCCACUGUGGGCAUCGAUUACCACGUGAAGACGGUGAGCGUGGAUGACUCUCAGGUGGCCCUGCAGCUGUGGGACACGGCCGGGCAGGAGAGGUAUCGUUGCAUCACCCAGCAGUUCUUCAGAAAGGUGGAUGGUGUCAUCGUCAUGUACGACCUCACAGCCAAGCAGUCGUUCCUGUCAGUGCGGCAGUGGCUGAGCAGCGUGGAGGAAGCUGUGGGAGACCAGGUUCCUGUUCUUCUGCUGGGCAAUAAGCUUGACAAUGAGAAGGAGCGGGAAGUCCCUCGGGGCCUUGGAGAGCAGCUGGCCAAGGAGAACAAUCUGAUCUUCUACGAAUGCAGCGCCUACUCGGGUCACAACACCAGAGAGUCCCUGCUGCAUCUAGCCAGGUUUCUCAAGGAGCAGGAAGACACGGCGAGGAAGGACACCAUCCAGGUCAGCCACGCUGCCAAGAAGAAGUCCUGCUGUGGCUGACAGGAGGCCUCUUGGGACUGUCCCCACCCAAGCCUGAGGUCACAGGGCGACCUGCACACAGGCUCCUGCAUGGAUGCCACCCACCAAGGCCCACCGAGACCUUUGUCCUUGUCAGUCACUCACCUCCCCCGAAAGGAAGGGAAGCACAUCCCGUCGGGAGAGCCGCGCUCGGGGCAGCUGGCGUCUUGUCUCCCUUCCUCUCUCUGGACCCCGGAUGCCCAGCCCUUUUGUACUGUUUUUUCUCCAGCUUGGUUUCCUGGGGGAAAGAAACAGAUGGAUUAUUCCAGAAACGCCACCAUGUGCCUUCUCCACCUCCCUUCUCCUCGCCUUGCCCUUAGGAGCCUCAGCACUGCCGUUGCCGUGGCAACCGUGCAGGGCCCGACUUGCUGCUCCCUGCAGGCCAAAGACACACCAUUCAGGUGAUGCCGGGUACUUUGUCUUGCUUUGCUCCGUUCUCCGAAGGCCGAAGGGAUGCUCCUGGUACAUGUUUCAUGGACCGGGAGACCCCGGAGUUGUUGCGUGAAGCCACCCAGGCCAUCCGCAUCCCACUCCGCCCCCCCAGUCCCAGCGUUGGCGCCCUCCCGGCAGUCCCCCACCGCGUCUGCCCCCCGGCUCUCUGCCACGUGCAGCCUUUCCUCCUCACCCCACCUCCAGCCCAGACUCCAGGGUGGACCGUGGGUGACAACUGUGCGCCUGGGGUGAGGGCGAGGCUCACUUCCUGCUUGACUUUGAGAGAUGAAAAGAAAACUGGUGGAAAAACCAUCUGCUGCUACACAGAGCGACCAUUUCUGGAGGGUAUAAAUAAGGUAUAUACAGCUCUAUAAAAGCCAUUUUCUAAGUGUUUCUCAAAAUAGCUCUUCGAAAAAUCGUACAUGAUGAUUAGCGGGGUAGAUUGACACGCAGGCAGUGAGGCCCAACACGAGGUCCACAGUUACUGACUUCAUUUUAUUUUAUUUUACUUUAUUCCAGAAGACAGUAUUUAAAA